AUGUCUCAGAUAUUCACCUUGAAGAGUCAUACGUCAACGUUGUCCAUUGAUUUUGUGAAUCCGAUUAGAUUAGAGGAUGGGUCUGAUUACGGUUUGAGUUUAUUGUCUUUUUAUUCCUAUAAUAGUGUACCUAACAUUGACGAGGGACACAAUAAAUUUUAUUAUUACGAGAACAACAACAAAAAUCGAGAAAAAAAUAUCGUCAUUCCUACGGGUGCGUAUGAAAUAGAAGAUAUUGAAUCCUAUAUUAAGAAACACAUUGUUGACGGUGGUGGUGGCGGUGGUGAGGGUGGUGAUCGAGUGAAAGACGUUUUUUCGCUGAAACCUAAUCUGAAUACGCUCAAGUGUGAACUGUACAGUUCAGUGCAUGGCAUUAACUUUCAACCAAAGGAUUCCAUCGCAUACGUUUUAGGAUAUUCUCCAUCAAGAGUCUUGGAACCUAGGAUUUAUCACCAAUCAGAUCUUCCCGUUAAUAUAGUUAAAGUUAGAACUAUCCAUAUCGAUAGCAAUAUUACUGUUGGAGCUUUCUACAAUGAUAGACCUUCACAUACCAUAUACGAAUUCUCUAUUACAGACGAGGCUGGGUGUGCAAUUAACGAAAGUCCUAAAAACUUGAUUUAUCUACCAGUGAAUCAACGUGAAAUAAAUAACAUUACUUUGAUGGUGCUCGAUCAAAAUUUUGAAUUAGUGCACUUUAGAGGAGAAGAAAUCAUCAUACGUUUGGAGUUGAAAAAAUUAUAA
This is a messenger RNA of Acanthoscelides obtectus, 741 nucleotides long. The record is from the annotation of a GenBank genome assembly. NCBI's taxonomy places the organism in Eukaryota, Metazoa, Arthropoda, Insecta, Coleoptera, Chrysomelidae.